This is a messenger RNA of Cantharellus anzutake, 933 nucleotides long. RefSeq lists its product as uncharacterized. The transcript has a single exon. The record is from RefSeq and is a predicted model, not a curated record. NCBI's taxonomy places the organism in Eukaryota, Fungi, Basidiomycota, Agaricomycetes, Cantharellales, Hydnaceae. Bases 1 to 933 code for a protein of 310 amino acids.
AUGAGCGAGAAUGACAGUGACACAGGCCAAAGAGUUCUAGUUAACGCGACCCCAUCCCCACCAGCUACCUGGCCCCAAAACUGGGAUAAGUCACCCACCACAUCCCAACUUGACCCCACAGCACCCAACAAAACACCAGCAGUAACCACCACUAGAGCUACAAUCACACCGACCCCCGGACCUAUCUGCACCCCAUACGACUCGCAAAUCGACUACAAUGUCCUACCACUACCACCCAACUUCACCUACAAAGUACGAGGCAUGACUAGUGCCCUCCUACACACAAACGUCUCAGAAAGGGGCCAACAAGCCUGGAACAACACUGACGACCACGCUGUAAUCAUCGUACCACUCUACAUGUCAUACACCAUCCCCAAAAGGCAGGAAGCCAGGACCGAAGUCGAAAUCUUCAUCGAACGAGCUUUCCCUGCCUCGGGACCGACCCUUGACAUAAUCCCAGCGGCAAGAGUGGGCAACACAAAUGGCUAUGAACCACACCCUUGGGGGAUUAUGGUGGCAGGCCUCCAAGCACAGGAUGCCGCAACCCUCCUAUUCCAUCAAUUCUGGCUCUCAAAAAAAAUUAGCUUCGCUGCCUACCCCGCAACCCCCUUCACGUCGGAGUGGCUUGGAAACUGGGCCAUCGUGGUGGGAGAAAAACAGAAGACAAAAGUCCUCCAGUGCCUGAAGGAAACCCUCUCCCUCCCUAACUCAGUGAUAGGUCACUACCUCCUGUGCACGGUACCAGACAGCAACGAAUGCCUGGAAAUCGUCAACUCCGCUAGAGUAGAACCCAUCAACGUGACUAGAGGAACUACGACCACCAUCCACUGGAUCUUCCUCGCAAAGAGCCCACACCCAUCUGACACCGAAAAACACCAAAAAUGGGUAAACGCAGCCGAAGCCACGGAAUGUCAGGGACACGUCCGGGGUUGA